Schizosaccharomyces japonicus yFS275 is the source of this 2537-nucleotide messenger RNA. Its product is annotated as DUF3210 family protein. The transcript has a single exon. The coding region runs from base 366 to 2237 and encodes 623 amino acids. NCBI's taxonomy places the organism in Eukaryota, Fungi, Ascomycota, Schizosaccharomycetes, Schizosaccharomycetales, Schizosaccharomycetaceae. The record is from RefSeq and is a predicted model, not a curated record.
CCUGAGCCCUCUUGGUCGAAUUUAAGGAAGAACUGCUCCUACCGUUAACGGCACCACAAUCGAACCCUUUUUGACUUAGACUUGGACUGAUCGUUCUUUAAAGCGCAUUUUUGUAGUUUAAAGAUUACGAUUGCGGUUCCUAGCUGCUGUUUUUAUAUUUGUUUUUAAUUUUUUUCUCUCUCUCUCUACUUACUCUCUUCUCGCUAAUUAAACGCUGACCGCCGCUCCGUUUCCGUAUUCGUCUUGACUGCCACGUACCACCUUCCAGUUAUUUUCUCAGUCCAAACGCUCACGCUCCGCAUUAGCAUUUUUUUCUCGUUCAUUAAACUUGACAUCUUUACUUCUCCUUCACACACUUUCAUAGAAUGGCGAAUUCUUCAUUACCUACGGACACGUCUGGAACAGCUGUGGACGAUUCUUCAAAACAAACCAUCCCAAACACACUCGCCGGUUCCACUACAGGCAUCCCAAACGAGAUUUUUAUUGCCAAUGAGCGUCUUGACGCUGGCAAAAACGGCAGCGGAGUCUCAAGAAACGGCAACGGCAAGGUUCCUCGGGCGCUCGUAGACGAAGAGGACAUUCGCACCGUAGACGAGAUUCUUAACCGUGGUGUCGGCAACGAGCAGGUCCCUAUUCAUCAUACUCCCAGUUUCGUCGACCUGUAUGCUUCGCCCAAACUUCAUGAGAACGAAAAUGAGCGCAACUUCGGCACCUCGCGCCUAGACGACAUCGCCCCCAACGCUGACGGUGUCCGUCGUUUGCAGACCACGUCUUCGUCGGCAAACAUCUCUGAGAUGAGAGGCAACUCUUCCCUUGCUGUCCCCGUGACCAUCCCACGCAGACGCUCAGACGCCUCGACGUCUCCAGCACACAGUCUGGGCGAGUCUGCCCCAGAGGUCGCUGUGCCGCUUGAUCCUAACGCCGGCACUGUGCCCUUGAUCAUUCCCGAGCAGAUCGACCGGGGUCUUCCAUACGCUCCCGAGGAGCAAUAUCACAACUCUGCCACUCGCAAACUCAAGGGCGAUGUGCGGCCCGAAGACCUAAACCACUCUACCUCCCCCUCCAAUGCACCCAGCUCUGUUGCACCUCCAGAGGCGUGGGAGGCCGAGUACAACGAGGUGCUCGACGAUGUUGAGGCUGCCGUGGACGGCAAGGUUCCUAUUGAGAGCACCAACGAUCCUCUUCCUUUAGAGCGCUGCCGGUCAACGGUGAACUUGAACGAGUCCGAUAACUUUAUCGGCUUGACGGCCGGUUCUAACGAGCCUGUGCCCGACUAUGUUGAAUCCGAACCCAUUGAAGACACUACUCAACUCGAUGCGGAGAAGGGUUUCUACACUAAGGAUGGCGAAGGAACUGCUGGUCUGCCGUUCGAUGUCGUCGACAACCCCCGUAUUCCAGGUGAGCGCACUGGCAGCAGCAAGUUCCGGGAACGUGUUUCCCAUGCAAACUCGUCUUCUGCUCUGAGUGAACUGUUUCACGCUGAGGAGAAGAAGUCUGGAGAGUCGUUGUCGUCGUCAAACACAAAGCCUGUGACGCCUUCUAAAACUGUGGAAGAGGCCGAGAAACCCGAGAAGCCUGUUGAGGUCAAGAAAAGUGCCGAGAAACCCGCGGCUGCUGAAACUACUCCCAAGGCAGCCGCUGCGCCCGAAGAGCCAAGUUCUUCAAAGUCGUCUGCCUCUCCUGCUUCUACUUCUUCUCCCGAAAAAAAGACACCGUCCCGUACCUCGUCCUCCGGCUCUGCCAACACGCCUGUCGUCCCACCUCGUCCUCGUGUUGCCAACAAGUUCUCGUCUGCUAGAGCCGCGUUUGUAAAAAGUUUGGAAUCCCGUUUGCAGGACGGCAACCCUAUGCGUCCUUUCAUCCCUAAGCGUCCACAACGUACCAAGUCUGGCGCCUCAGACGACAGUUCUUCUGAGCAGAAACCCGAGGCCGCUGCUCCUGCCCCAGUUGCUGCUCCGGUGACUGAAGUUAAAAAGACUCGUGCUAGAGGUCCUGCUCGUCGUCCUCCUACCGCCGUCAGCAAACUCUCCAUCUGCGAUCCUACAGAGGUGUUUGAUAUUGCAGCUGUAUCCUUGAAAUCGGUGGAGACCGUGAAACCGGACGUCGAAGCGUCUGCAGACUCCACAAAUGAAGCUGAGGUUGCCGAUACUGAAGUUGAAAAGGUUGAAGCAGACACGAAGAGUGAGGUAGUUGAAGCAGUUAGCUCUACUUCCCCUGUAAAUGAAUCCUCUGCUUAGAAACAUGUGUCUUUUGAGAUGUUUUUUUUUUUGAAUUCAAAUAUUUUCUUCCCUUCAAAUUACGGAGGAGUCAUAUUGUACCUAUAAGGAUGAGGCUAUGGAUAACAGUUAGCAUGGCAAACUAUUUACAGCACGUAUCCUGGAUUCAAACGAGCCCUUGCAUACUCACAAUUGACUCCGAUGACUUAACUGCUACUAAUCAUUUUCAAACACACUUAUUUUCUCCCCUUUCUGUCUCACUAGUCACACCGGCCACCGAUUCUCUCAGUAAGGCAUUGUUAAAGUUAUGACCUAAUUAUA